AUGUCUGUGAAGCGGUUUAAAUCCGACACCGGCGAGGUAAAGUCGUUGAUUCGCUCGAAGGGGCUAGGUACAUCUUCUGGGACAAUUCUUUAUGACGAGGCAGUGGUUUUAGAGGGCCACCAGGGGCCUGUUUUGAGUGCUCGUUUCAGCAGAGAUGGAACCAAGAUUGCCUCGGGUGGAUACGACAAAUCGAUCAACUUAUGGCAUCUACCCACACAGCAAGAAGAAGAGCUGCCUAAUUAUGGAGUUCUCAGUGGUCACAAGUCUGCAGUUACAUCUUUGGCGUGGCUUUGGGACGAAUCGCUCAUCAGCUCCAGCGCGGAUUCAACAUUGGGCAUCUGGGACUCAGAAUCAGGCAAGAGGAUCAGGAAGCUUCAGGGACACGAAGGAGUUGUCAACCAGGUUGCUGUGUCGUCGGAAUCCUUGAUUGCGAGUGCUGGCGAUGACGGAUGCUUGCAGUUGUGGGAUUCCAGAGAGAAGAAUUCGUUGAACACCAUCACUUCCAAUUACCCUAUACUUGCUACCACAUUCAACAAUAGAGGUACGACGAUCUAUGUGGGGGGAAUUGAACCCACUGUUCGAGCAUACGACGUUCGCGCUCUUGAUAAAGAGCUAUGGACAAGUGGCGGACAGACUGAUACGAUCACUUCCUUGGCAUUGAACCCCGACGACUCAGUUCUAUUGUCUCGUGCCAUGAAUGGCAACAUCAAAACUUACAGUGCCAAGGAGUUUGUACCCGAAGGAAUCCCAAGAGCAAACCAAUACGGCUACGAAGGUGCACCUUCUGGUUCCGAAUAUCAAGUCAUCAGAGCCUGCUUCAGUAACGACAGCAUUUCCAUACUUUCUGGAUCCGAAGAUAGAUCAGUGACUUCCUGGGAUUUUGGGUCGAGAAAAUUGGCUAACAAAUACACUGGCCACGAAGGAACGGUAUUAGAUGUGGAUUACCAUCCAACAGAACGCAUCGUGGUAUCGUCAUCUACGGACGGAACGGUUAUCGUCAGAGAAGUGUAG
Molecule: messenger RNA, 1011 nt
Organism: Suhomyces tanzawaensis NRRL Y-17324
Lineage: Eukaryota; Fungi; Ascomycota; Pichiomycetes; Serinales; Debaryomycetaceae
Product: WD40 repeat domain-containing protein
Exons: 1
Coding region: 1-1011 (336 amino acids)
Cellular component (GO): catalytic step 2 spliceosome
Molecular function (GO): protein binding; RNA binding
Source: RefSeq, a predicted model, not a curated record